Hyaloscypha bicolor E is the source of this 1929-nucleotide messenger RNA. RefSeq lists its product as uncharacterized. Gene Ontology annotation, biological process: DNA-templated transcription. Lineage: Eukaryota; Fungi; Ascomycota; Leotiomycetes; Helotiales; Hyaloscyphaceae. The record is from RefSeq and is a predicted model, not a curated record. Gene Ontology annotation, molecular function: DNA binding; zinc ion binding. Bases 1 to 1929 code for a protein of 642 amino acids. The transcript has a single exon.
AUGCGGCAAUGCAGCGACGUUACUCCAAAUAAGAGUAGGCUGCCAGCAGAUUCAAAAAAGCAAACCAACGGAACGGCACAACCAACUGUUUCGUUUCGCACCUCAUCGGAGAUAACAGUUCCCCUCUCAUCCUUGCCUUCAGCCGCCGCCGAACACCUCCCUAUACUUUCCUUAUUUGACAAUGCUAUUCUCACCACAGACGGACUGAACAAUGGUUUGAACGACUCCAUCUCCCGGGAGUUCAACACUGGCUCUCUCAGACCAGCGAGCUACGAAAGCAGUCCACACUUCCGAAAGUCGCGAAUCAAGAGAACCAAAAUCUGCGAGGCUCUUACCGACUUGCUUCCAUCACAUUCCGCCAUGUAUGAGAUCCUCGAGACUGGUGGCUUCUGGUGGGAUCUCCUCAGGGCGCUGCAUCCAUACAUGUGCUCCGAGGAUCCCAAGAUGACAAUUCAGAACUACGUCUUUCUGGCACUCAAUCAGGACAACCCGUCUGUCAUUGGCCGUGCGAUAUCGUGGUUGGCUAUGAGUUUGCAAUGCCUUCCCAAUGAGUAUGAAACUGGCCAUCUGAACUUACCGAUGCCCCUCAACGACUUGACGCAGCACUAUGUGUCGACUGUUGAUCGAUUGAUUGUGUGCGACGAUGAGAUCUCGGUGUCCUUGGAAGGCAUCGAAUGUAUUAUACUACAAGGCCAAUUUUAUGGAAAUCUCGGUCGGCCACGGAAAGGAUGGACGGUCAUCAGGAAGGCGCUCUCCCAUGCUGUUUUGCUGGGGCUACACCGACCUCCGUCCCAAGCGUCAACGGUUUCGUCACUGCAUUCUCAGCGACGAGAAAACGUUUGGUGGCAUCUGGUGCAGUGUGACGCCUACAUCAGUCUAAUGUUAGGCUUGCCAAGUUUCAUGGUGCCACUCCUGGAACCUCAGACAGACCUUUCAACAACUGUUGGUGUCACCUCCAGUGAAGACUACAGAAGAAAACUCGCUAUCUUGGUCGGCAGGAUCAGUCAGCGGAACCAAGCGAUGCCAAUCUCAAUUGCCACCCUGUUAUCGACCACAAUUCAAAUUGAUCAUGAACUCAACGUGCUCGCAACCCAUUUGGAACCUCUUUCGUGGAAUCCCAUUGCAACAUCGUUGAAUUUCAGCAUCAAAGAUGCCCUCAUGAAUCAUGAGAGCCUAAUAACGCAUUUCUGGCACUACCAAGCAAAAGCCUAUCUCCACCUCCCCUUCAUGCUCCAAUGCCCCGCCUCGAAUGAAUUCAACUACAAUCGCACCGCCUGCCUGACUGGAUCCCGCGAGAUCGUCCGAGUAUACAUCAGAAUGCGCGGGCUAGCUGGCGGAAAGAUCAACCUCUGCCGUGUCGUCGAUUUUCAGACGUUCACGGCAGCAGUAAUUCUAAUUCUUGGUUUGCUGGGGUACCGACCUGCAUCAGCACCAAGGGAUACCGGUCAGGAGGCGGAAGACUGGAAUUUGGUGUAUGAGACUAUGGAGGUUCUGAGGGUCGUGACAGCGGAGCCGGAAAAUUUGAUCGCCGCUCAGUGUUUUCAGGCGCUGGAAACCCUUGUCUCGAUCUCAAAUGGCCAAUUUGCAGCUGAAGGUAAUUCGCCUCGACGAAAGAUCUUUAUACCUUAUUUCGGGACGAUGCACGUGACUCCCGGAAGCAGCUUUGCAACUGGAACUACACAAGGGCCUGCAAGUCAUUUGGAAGAAGCGGCCUUGCCAUCAACAGUUAGGAAACAGGUUCGGAACCCGAUCAUCGGUAUCGAUGUUUUCAAUGCGUUUUCCUUUGCGAACAAUGUUCAAAACAUAGAGUCGAUUCCUUCCUCGGCAGAACCUCAUGAUUUUCUACUCCCAGAUGCACUUGCCAUGGAUAUCGAUCAAGACUGGAGCUGGAUGCUGAAUACCGACUAUCAAAUGAACUUGCAAGGAUAA